This is a messenger RNA of Globicephala melas (long-finned pilot whale), 894 nucleotides long. Lineage: Eukaryota; Metazoa; Chordata; Mammalia; Artiodactyla; Delphinidae. The record is from RefSeq and is a predicted model, not a curated record.
UUUGGCCACUGCCUGCAGCCACACCGUCCCAGCUGCAGGGGCUCAGAAUUCACCUUUGGCUCUUCUUACAGGUUUGUGAUCACCCGGCCAGAAAACGAGUUUAUGCUGCUGCCCUCGGAUCUUGUGUUUUGCGCCAUCCCCUUCAGCACCUCCUGUUACAAAAAGGAUAUUUCACCUCCAAGUCCGUGUGAAAUUAUAAAUAUGGUGCCACUGACAGAAGAGACGCUUACAGACGUAAAUUGUCCUCCUUCAGUUGACCAGGUCAGCGAGACUGCAGCCCAGCCACCCAGUACAUCCGUCAGUUCGCUGGAGCCAAAACCAGUCCCCGUUGGUGAUCCUGAGCAAGCAGUGUUGACUCCAAGUGGUAAGCUCUCAUCCCAGACACACCCAGGUGAAACCAGGAAAGAAAAUGGAAAGGAAAACAUGGAGGAAACCACAGUGGAAGAUGCCUCUGCCUAUCCAGAGUCAGACUAGACCUGCCGAUAUUUCCCAGGAGCUCCUGGCUCACUCCUUACGAGGCAUCUCCAGAGGUGGUGACUUUGAACAAGGAAGGAAAAGAUGGACGCCUGCCAUUUUUGUGGCCGUUGCUGAGGGGUGGAUCAGCAAGCCCACACUGUUUGGGAAGAGACAAAAGUCCGAGCUAAUCCCACUGGAUCUGGUGUGAUAAAUAAAGGAAUAGAUGAUAAAUGCCUCUCUAAGGGAAGUUCAUUGCUCUGGGUCUCUUGAGCAGAAAACAUGAUGGUUGGACCUGUGUUAAAGACAUUGUUCAGUACUUGCUGGGUUCCUCCACACAGGGAAUAUAAGAAGUAAUCAAGGUAAAAACAAGAAGGAUUUAGACAUAAGAGACAAGAAAUAACGUGCCCCCAAAUCAAGCGUCUUACAUUCUUUAUCCUC